AUGCCUUUCAUGAAGAGUUUAGAGACAUCGUAUGAGUCUGACAAGAUCAAGGAUUCAUUCAUGCUCCUUCGGGCCUCCACAUGUGUAGGAGUCAAGAAGGAUGGGCGGCUGCGGUUGUGCGGUGACUUCCUUCUUACGGUGAAUGCUGACACCCUUAUGGAGCAAUAUCCGCUGCCGCGGGUUGACGAUAUCUUUGUGAAUCUCAAGGGCGGAGAAGCUUUCAGCACGUUGGAUGUGCGGAACGCUUAUAAUCAGCUGCCCCUGGACGAAGACUCGAAGAAGCUAGCUGUUCUGAACACUUACAGAGGUCUAUACUGUUUCAACAGGCUGGCCUUCGGGGUGUCUUCAGCGGCGGCAAUCAUCGAGCGACGCAUGGAAACCGUGCUCAGCGGGAUCCCCGAGGUGCAGGUGUAUCUGGACGACGGGCUGGAUACCGGCAUCGAGAGGACGAUACCGGCACCGUGGCCAGAAACAGGCCAGGAAUGGUCUCGGGUGCACACUGACUACGCAGGCACCGUCGAGGGACACAUGCUGCUGGUGAUCGUGGAUGCCGAGACACCAAGUGGCUAG
Molecule: messenger RNA, 570 nt
Organism: Dermacentor andersoni
Lineage: Eukaryota; Metazoa; Arthropoda; Arachnida; Ixodida; Ixodidae
Source: RefSeq, a predicted model, not a curated record